Molecule: messenger RNA, 4410 nt
Organism: Uranotaenia lowii
Lineage: Eukaryota; Metazoa; Arthropoda; Insecta; Diptera; Culicidae
Exons: 2
Coding region: 1-4410 (1469 amino acids)
Biological process (GO): proteolysis
Molecular function (GO): aspartic-type endopeptidase activity; zinc ion binding; nucleic acid binding
Source: RefSeq, a predicted model, not a curated record
AUGCCUCAACGUACCUUGAAAUCGUCGCUGCUGCGUUUGCGGAACCUGAUGACGGCAUUCCAAGGAAUCUACACGUACAUGCAGAACUACGACGACCAGCGGGACGCGCGUGAGCUGGCAUCGCGGUUGGAAAGGUUAGACUCGCUGUGGGAGAAGAUCGAUGAGGCAAUGGCGGAAGUUGAGGAACAGUCGGAGGAUGAGGAGGAAGAGAGGUAUGUGAAAGAGCGUUUGGAUUUCCAGAAUAAAUUUUUUGAGCUGAAAGGUUUUCUCCAAUCCAAAAUGCGGGAAUAUCCCGUAUCGAGUGCAUCCCUGCCGGUUAACGAGUCGAAUUUCGCCGCAACUUCCCAUCCGCACGUUAAAUUGCCUUUGAUCAGUCUGCCUAAGUUUUCCGGAAACAUCGAAGAGUGGUUGUCAUUCCGAGAUCUGUAUUUGUCCCUUAUUCAUCACUCUGAGGAUCUACCUGUGAUUGAAAAGUAUCAUUAUCUUCGGAGUCAACUAGAAGGCGAAGCCCUCUCUGUUAUAUCGUCACUUGCGUUAACCCAAGCGAAUUACACGGUAGCGUGGGAUUUGUUGGUCAAAAGGUACUCGAACAGCAAAGCCCUUAAGCGAAAACAGGUUCAAAAUCUUUUCGAGCUUCCUUUCAUCAAACGAGAAUCAGCAUUCGAGCUUCAAGCAUUGGUCGAAGGUUUUGAGAAGGCAACGAAGGUGUUAGAUCAAGUGGUCCAGAUAGCUGACUAUAAGGAUUUGUUGCUGAUUCAUCUGUUGUGCUCGAGGUUUGACGAAAAAACGCGACGUAGCUGGGAGGAGCACAAUUCAACGAAGGAAGAAGAAACUCUGAAGGACUUGGUUGAGUUUCUGCAUCGCCGUAUUCAAAUAUUGGAUUCACUCCCCGGGAAACCCUCCGAGCAACAUCCACCUCCUAUUCGAAAGGCCAUCCAAUCCAAGGUUACUAAUCAUGGUGCUUUUCAUACUCCACCCCCCAAUUGCGUUUGUUGUUCUGAGAAUCACCCACUUUUCACUUGUUCAUCUUUCGAAAAACUUUCGGUUGGGGAAAGGGAAUCCGUGCUACGCCAACACAAUCUCUGCCAAAAUUGUUUUCGAAAAGGGCAUCAAGCUCGAGACUGCAAGUCCAAAUUCUCGUGUCGUCGAUGCAAAGGCCGUCAUCAUACCCUCGUGUGCUAUAAGGCGGGAGAGAACUCUAAGAGCACACCAUCUGAUGGAAAUACACCUAAACGAAAUGGUAACCCUAACCCCCAGGCAGAUACUUCGAAUGCCACAAUCAGCUCCAAUAUCGGGAGGUCAGCGAGAAAGGUUUUUUUGGCUACGGCAGUUGUUCUACUGGAGGACGACUAUGGAAAUUCGGUUUCAGCAAGGGCACUUUUAGAUUCGGGAUCUGAGUGCAACAUAAUAUCCUCACAUUUCUCGCAACUACUUCGCUUCAAAAGGAACAGAGCUGAUGUGCAGAUCAGCGGAAUAGGUCAAUUCCCUACUAGUACCAAGGAAAAGGUUCGUGCUAUGGUUCGCUCGAAAAACUCUAAUUACGCCCAAAUGAUGGAUUUUUAUGUAUUACCGAAAGUAACCGAGGAUUUACCCACAUCUUCUUUCUCCGAGACGCUUUGGAAUCUGCCGAAAGGAAUCACACUAGCCGAUCCAGGGUUUUUCAGAACUAAUCCAAUUGACGUUUUACUCGGUGGAGAGUUUUUCUUCAAUUUCUUUCCCUCUAAGCAACGCCUGCCGUUGGGAAAUGGUCUCCCAAGUUUAAUUGAUUCGGUUUUCGGGUGGCUAGUGACAGGAAGCGUAGCUAACAGCAAGGAAGAACCAAUUUUAUGCAAACAUUUGGCGGUUUUAGAUUCGUUGGAGAAUCUUAUGGCGAAGUUUUGGGAAUGCGAAAACGGAAGUCGUACUGUAAACUAUUCUGUGGAAGAAACACAAUGCGAAAAACUUUAUUUGGAAUCGGUAAAACGUGGGGAGGGUGGUCGUUAUACAGUAGCCUUACCGAAGUGCGAAAAUGCGUUGAACAAAUUGGGGGAUUCCAAAACUUCAGCAAUGCGACGGUUUCUGAACCUUGAGAAACGACUCUCCUCUGAUGAAAAUUUGAAAAACGAAUACCAUGCAUUCAUGACAGAGUACUUGAAUUGCGGUCAUAUGGGGAAGGCAGAUAAUCUUUCGGAUAGCACAAUCGCCUUUUACUUACCACACCACCCGGUUAUAAAAUCCUCAAGCACCACCACUCGCGUGCGAGUUGUUUUUGAUGCCUCCAGUAGAUCAUCCUCAGGAACAUCCUUGAACGACAUACUUUUGAAUGGCCCUGUAGUUCAGGACGAUUUGCGAACUCUUAUUAUGCGCAGUAGAUUUUUCCCGAUUGUCCUCAUUGCCGACGUAGAAAAAAUGUUCCGGCAAAUCUGGAUUGACCCAAAAGACUACCCGUUACAGCGCAUAUUUUGGCGAUUUUCUUCAGAAGCUCCCAUUGAAACUUAUGAACUCCGUACAGUAACAUAUGGUACAAAAUCAGCUCCCUAUCUGGCUACGCGAACUUUGAAACAGCUUUCAGACGACGAGGUUCAAAAAUUUCCGCUUGCUGCUUGUAGGCUUAGCAGAGAUGUAUACAUGGAUGAAUUAAUUACCGGAAUCAAUAGCACAACUGAAGCGAAGAAAAUUCGCUUGGAGCUGGAUAAAUUGGCACUUAGUGGAGGUUUUAAAUUACGGAAAUGGGCAUCCAACCUCCCAGAAGUACUGGAAGGAGUCAUUGCUGAGAAUUUGGCGAUUCCUUUGGACGAUGGCUUUGAUUUUGAACGUGACCGAACUGUCAAAACACUUGGUUUAGUGUGGGAGCCAAAAUCUGAUGAGCUGCGGUUCAAUUUCGAAAUUUCUCCAAUCAUUCCCGAAGAGCUUACCAAACGGAAAAUACUAUCCAACAUCGCUAAAAUUUUCGAUCCGUUAGGAUUACUAGGACCGGUGGUGACGAGCGCCAAAAUAUUUAUGCAGCUGAUUUGGGAGCAGAAAAAUAUAGAUGGUAGCCCUAUUGGAUGGGACGAACUCCUGCCCCAACCCUUAACAGACUGGUGGACAGAAUUUUAUUCCCUUCUCCCAAUUUUAAAAGAUCUCCGCAUUCCCCGCUUCGUUGGUUUAGCUUCUGCGAAUCAGAAACAGCUCCACUGUUUCUCGGAUGCCUCCGAAAAGGCAUAUGGUGCCUGUAUGUAUUUGGUUUCCAAGGACCCCACAGGAAAAACACAAGUAUCUCUCGUUUCAUCAAAAUCAAGAGUUUCACCCUUAAAACGCCAAACUAUUCCCCGAUUGGAGCUCUGUGGAGCUUUGUUAGCAGCAGAACUGUACGUGAAGGUUUUGGAAUCUAUGGAAGCCCCCCUUGAAACAUAUUUUUGGACAGAUUCUAGAACCGUUCUACAGUGGUUGGCACAAACCCCUAGCACUUGGACCACAUUCGUGGCCAAUCGUGUUUCUUCUAUCCAGAAUUUCACCCAAAAUUGCACUUGGAAACAUGUGCCAGGUAUAAUGAAUCCCGCUGAUCAAUUAUCCCGAGGGCUCAACGCUGAGCAAAUUGUCACCGAUCAAACAUGGUGGACUGGCCCACCAUGGUUAGCACAGGACUUCGAGCAUUGGCCAAAUUCAAUCAAUCAACCCUGUGAAGAAAAUGUCCACGAAGAAGAACGAAGGAAGGUGGUAGGUGUUGUAGCUGAAAACGAAGGCACAUUCAACGAUUGCCGCAACCACCACGACGAAAUGCAGCAAGUAUGCAGUGAAGAAGGCAUCGAUUGGCAGCUGAACCCUCCCUCCGCUCCUCACUUCGGUGGCUUGUGGGAAGCCGCUGUCCGCUCCGCCAAAAAACAUCUGCUACGUGUUUUGGGAAAUUCCUCUGCCUCCCACGAAGAUUUCGAAACUCUCCUUGUCCAAGUCGAGGCCUGUCUCAAUUCUCGACCUUUGACACAACUUUCCGACGAUCCCAAGGACUUCCAACCGCUCACGCCAGCUCACUUCCUCAUCGGUUCCUCCAUCCAUGCGCUCCCCGAAAAAGACCUCAGCUCAACACCCGAAAACCGACUGAAGCAGUACCAACUGAUGCAGCAACAGCUCCAACGUUUCUGGCGAAGAUGGCACAUCGAGUACCUGACUCAGCUCCAACCUCGAAUCAAAAACUGGCAGCCUCCGAUCAAGAUCGAGCCCGGCCGGCUUGUCAUCAUCGUCGAUGAAAACCAACCGCCGAUGAAGUGGAAGAUGGCCCGUAUUCACCAAGUACACCCUGGCAAUGACGGUGUAACCCGAGUUGUCACCUUACGAACGUCCAAUGGUUAUAUGACUCGCCCUGUAACCAAAAUUUGCAUGCUUCCUAUUCCAACCAACGAUGAAAAUAUGUCUUCAGGUCCAGACACCUCCGUGAAGACUACUGAAAUCUAG